CUGCUGGUGGGUCCGAACAGCACGGGCAAGACGUCGUUUCUGGCGCUGAUACGGGCGCUGUGGGACGUAGCGUUCCGUGAAGUGGUGCCGAAUUUCCGGGAAGAGCCCUACGAUUUGGGGUCGUUUGAGGAUAUUGUUUCCAACGGUAGUAGGACACUGACAAACGAGACCCGUUUUUUUCGAGGCGAAUUCCGAUCCGGUAUUUACCUUGGUUCGCUUGAAGACACCAUCGGGUUCGCGGCAAAUUUCGAAAACUGGCAAACAGCACCGUAUCCGAAUGUGCGAACCUUUUGCUCUGAUGGCGUGAUGGUAGAGUUACGGGCCACCGAAAGCCGAGACGGGGGGGUACAGGUCCGGCUUCGUACUGGCGAAAUCACGUGGCCAGAUCCAGGUAAUGAGAUGGCAGCGACCCAUAGCUCAGGGUUUGUGCCUCUGGCCUUCCUUAACCCAAUGCUGCGGCGAAUGUUCGGCACGGAUAACCAGCAUGUAGACAGGUUCUUCGAUAUUAUGGACGCCAUAGCAGAAUCUGCCCCGCGACUUAUUGCUGCCGCGCCCACACGUUCUCGCCCUCGACGAACGUACGAUCCGGCGGUCCUGAGGGGCGAUCCCGAAGGAGUCUACAUCCCCAGUUAUCUGGCGAACCUGUCUCGUCAGGCUGGAGAUGAAUGGCAAUCCCUGAAGACUGGCCUCGAACAGUUCGGCUCCCAGUCAGAAUUGUUUGACGAGAUCCGGAUCAGGUCGUUUGGAAGAUCGGACGGAGACCCGUUCCAAAUUCAGGUUCGUAAACACAGUGGUCCUAAGUCGAGGAGGCGCAAAGGCCCUUGGCACAAUGUGAUUGACGUAGGUUACGGCGUGAGUCAGGCGCUGCCGAUGUUAACCGAACUGUUGCGUCCCGAACCUCCUACGAUGUUCCUCUUGCAGCAGCCGGAGGUGCACCUUCACCCACAGGCGCAGGCGGCUUUGGGAACAUUGUUUUGCAAGGUUGCUGCCGGAGGGCGGCAGUUGCUGGUCGAGACGCACAGCGACAACAUCAUUGACCGAGUGCGGAUGGAUGUUCGGGACCAGACCACCGGCCUAAAACCUGAGGAUGUGUCCAUUCUGUACUUUGAACCUGGGGACCUGGACGUGAAGAUCCAUUCCAUCCGGUUGGACGAGAUGGGUAACGUGGUGGAUGCCCCGCAAGGUUACCGUCAGUUCUUCACAGAUGAGAUGAUGAGGUCCAUCGGAUUAUAG
Messenger RNA from Geodia barretti, 1233 nucleotides. NCBI's taxonomy places the organism in Eukaryota, Metazoa, Porifera, Demospongiae, Tetractinellida, Geodiidae. The record is from the annotation of a GenBank genome assembly.